This is a messenger RNA of Oenanthe melanoleuca, 6013 nucleotides long. It is a transcript of the gene RFWD3, whose product is annotated as ring finger and WD repeat domain 3. Lineage: Eukaryota; Metazoa; Chordata; Aves; Passeriformes; Muscicapidae. The transcript is spliced from 12 exons. Gene Ontology annotation, molecular function: protein binding; ubiquitin protein ligase activity. The coding region runs from base 1794 to 4046 and encodes 750 amino acids. Gene Ontology annotation, biological process: double-strand break repair via homologous recombination; protein ubiquitination; interstrand cross-link repair. The record is from RefSeq and is a predicted model, not a curated record. Gene Ontology annotation, cellular component: site of double-strand break; nucleus.
GGCGGCGGGGCCGGGGUGGGUUGUUCUGGGCUGGGACCGGGCCGGUGUCCCGGCACAGCUCGAUCCCCCGCGGCCCAGGCCAACUUUUGCAGCACGGCUGAGCGCUGGGGUAGCCUGAGGCUACCGGAGGGGAGAUAACCCUCUCCCGCGCCCUUUUUGUGACUGGUGUCGUAUUUAAAAUAUACGAUAAAGACGGCAGAGCGUGUGUUUGUUUUGGAUCGUGUUAUUUUAUUAUUAUUAUUAUUGUUGUUGUUGCUGUUAAUUUCGCGUUAAAGCGGCGGGGCAGAACCCCUGGGGCGGUGCGGAGCGGGGCCUGGUGCUCUCCGCAAGGGGAAGCUGCUGCCUCAGCCUUCAGCCCUCGGUGCGAGCGCUGCGGUGCCGGCCGAGCUCGGGAUCCCUCAUUCGGGGCUCUGGAAGCGCUCGGAAUUCCCCAUUCGGGCCCAGGAAGGUUUGUGGAGACCCUCCAUCUGCGGGCUCUUCCCGGGGCUGCCUGGCUGGAGGAAGCACUGCUCCUUUGGGCCAGAUUCCAAGAUUUAAUCGUGAAAAUGCCAAUAAUAACGUUUUUAUACAUCUCACAGUUAAUGUAGGCAAUGGAAAGUAUUGCCCUAGGGGGUGUCCCAACCCUGGAAGUGCUCCAGGCCAGGCUGGAUAAGGCCCAGUGGGAGGUGUCCUUGCCCAUGGCUCACUAAAACUGAUGUUUGUGCUUUGGGCUUCUAAAUAGUGCUAAAGGUCUGCAGUUCCCAAGGCUUUUCAAGUUUAUGAUUGCUUAAGUACUUUUUGGAGAAUGUGAAUGAUUUCCAUCAGCUUGCAGAAUUUAAUCUGCACACCUCUUCUAAUAAAGGACUUGUGAGUUUUUUGUGCAUCUGUUCAUUCAAUUAAUGAAAUAAUCUUGAACUUUUUUGUAUUAUAAGAACAGUGUGACCCAAGUGCUCUGAAUUUGGUGGCUGACAGCAGCAUGAGGAUUAAUAAUGCACAGACUGUUGUCUCAUCUGUUUUUCUUCAAACCCUGAGGUAGAACUCCUGUCCUGGAGGUAACCUGAAAUCCAUAUGCCAAAGAUGCAGAAGGGCAACCGUCCUUACUAUAUUUGCAGUUUUACUGCAAAUUUCAUUUUUAUCCAGUCUUGGACUGAAUAUGGAUUCACAAAUGCUGAUGCUGCAGAUAACUUGGUACCAAUGAUGUCUCAGUCACGGGUUCUGCUGUCAUGCCCUCUCUGGAUUUGCCUGGUAUUGGUAAAUACCUGGGGGGCUAUUCAGUGCACUCUGGGUAAGGGUCACAGUGAUAUGUUACGAUAAGGCAAUUUUAUUUGUAGAAACUUGCAGGUCAGUCCACCUCCUGAGAGCAGUGCAGCAAAGGACUGUGUCGUAGAGCUUGUUUCUGGCUGUAUCUGUGGGUGCUUGUGCAGUGCUGCUCACCCAGGAGAAUCUCUCAAAUAUUUCCAACUGUUCUUCAAGAUCCACAUGAAUUUACUUGGCAAGUAAACGAUGGCAGCAAGAAAGCAUUAACUUUACAUACUCAUCCAAAUGCUUAUUUAAUUUGAUUUUGCAAUGUGCCUUUGGUCUUAGUUGCUGUCAAGCCAAAGACUUUGAGCCCAGGGCUCUGUGAGAGUGUUCCCAGCUCACAUAUGUGUAUUGACUUGUGGUUUAGCUCUGCUGCAAAGGACAAAUUUUCUCUUGACUUUGAAUUCUAAAAGCUUUUUUAGUCACUGAGUGCUCUACCUGGUUCUUUCUGCUGUCAGGUUACAAGUAGGGUACACUUGUAAGUAAAUACUAGUUUUCUUCAACUCCUUGCAGAAAUGGCUCAAGAAGAGAUGGAAGUUGAUCUCCAGCCCGUGGCUAGUUACUCAGUGGAGACUCUCCAGACGCUUGCCCCGGAGCCCUCUGGUCACACAGAGCUCUCCCACCUUCCCGUGCUCGGGGAAGGAGGAGGCAGCGCUGCAGCCCUUCCUGCUGACAAUGCUGUUGUCACACCCAGCGCUGGUACCACAAGGGGAGCAGCUGCAGAGCCUGACCUGCAGCUGAAUCCUGCCACGGCCCCCGAUGGGCUGCAGAGGCUGCAAGAGGCGUUAGAUCUGUACCAGCAGUCUGUGCCACAGCCUACACAGCGUCCGCAAGUGAGGAGAGCUCGCAGGCAGCAGAGAGUUGGUGGUUCCCAGAGGACCAUCAGUGCCAGGUCAGCAUUGGACCAUUACUUUCAACUCAGUAGGACCCAAGAGCCAUCUGCAGGACCAGCUCCACACCUAGAGUUCCCCCGUAUUGCAAGGGACACCCAAGAACAGCGCCCAGACGAGACAAUUGAAGUGAGUGACUCUGACAGCAGCACUUCUGAGGAGGAGGAGGAGGAAGCAGUGGAGGCAGCAGCACCACAGUUACCAUCAGCCCAGGAGACACCUCAAGCAGCGAGCUCAGGAGUUUCCAGUCAGGUCCAAGCAGAGCUGCCUCAAGCUUUGUCUCAAGCUUCUGCAGAACAUGAAAGUCAUGAAGAUGAAGCUGAAGUCCAGCAGAAGCAAACAACUCCACAAAAGAAACUGGAGCCAUCUAUUCCUGCUGCAUCUCUGGAUGAGGAGGAAGGAGAUACCUGUGCAAUCUGCUUUGAGCAGUGGACCAAUGCUGGGGACCACCGUCUGUCUGCACUGCGCUGUGGACACCUCUUUGGCUACACCUGCAUUGAGAGGUGGCUCAAGGGACAGGCAGGGAAGUGCCCUCAGUGCAAUAAGAAGGCCAAGCGCUCUGACAUCGUGAUCCUGUACGCGCGCACGUUGAAGGCGCUGGACACCAGUGAGCAGGAGCGCAUGAGGAGUUCUUUAGAAAAGGAGCAAAUGUUGCGGAGACAGGCAGAGCUGGAAUCUGCACAGAGCCGUCUCCAGCUCCAGGUUCUGACAGAUGAAUGCAGCAAACUCCGCAAGCAGGUUCAGGAGCUGAAAGCUCUGGUGGCCCAGUACAAUGUGAGCACUUCACAGCAGCCUGGCAGCUCCCGAACCUGCCUCCCAGGCAGCCUCCCCUCCAGCCAAAGCCAGCGCAAGUACCACUUGGAAAAGGUUUUUUUGGUGUCCCAGGCUGGGAACUGCAGAGUGAUGGCGUAUUGUGACUCACUGAGUUGUCUUGUGGUAUCACAGCCUUCUCCACAGUCUACUUUUAUUCCUGGUUGUGGUGUUAAGAUGAUGAGCUUGGCCAACCUGAAGAGCAGUCAGUAUGUUCCCAUCCACAGUAAACAGAUUCGGGGCCUGGCUUUUGGCACUCGAGCAGAUGGUUUGCUGCUCUCUGCUGCCCUGGACAGCACUCUCAAACUCACCAGCUUGGCAACAAACACUGUGGUGCAGACAUACAAUGCUGGCCGUCCUGUGUGGAGCUGCUGCUGGUGUCUUGAUGAUACAAACUAUGUCUAUGCUGGAUUGGUCAAUGGCUCUAUCAUGAUAUACGAUCUGAGAGACACAAAUUCUCAUGUCCAAGAACUGGUCCCUCAGAAGUCAAGGUGCCCCGUGGUGUCGCUGUCCUACCUGCCCCGGAUGGCCUCAGCCUCGCUGCCUUAUGGUGGAAUACUGGCUGGGACCUUGGAAGGAGCCUGCUUUUGGGAACAGAAAGCUGGCAACUCCUACCGGCCUCACCACCUGCCCCUGGAACCCGGGGGCUGCAUCGAUCUCCAGACAGAGAUCAACACACGGCACUGCCUGGCCACCUAUAGGCCUGGUAAAAAUAACCCAUGUGUGCGUUGUGUGAUGAUGGAACUGACUUGCAGCCCACUGACAGAGGGCUCAGAAGAUGUGGUGUGUUCUUCUAACCCGGUUCAGACUUUCAGUGCUGGGCCCACUUGCAAGUUGCUGACCAAAAAUGCCAUUUUUCAGAGCCCAGAGGAUGAUGGGAGUGUCUUUGUGUGUGCUGGUGAUGAGGCAUCCAAUUCUGCUCUGCUCUGGGAUGCUGGAAGUGGUUCUUUGCUGCAGAAGCUGCCAGCUGACCUGCCUGUGCUGGAUAUCUGCCCCUUGGAAGUGAACCAAAGCCACCUUUUGGCCACCCUGACAGAGAAGAUGGUGAAAAUCUACAAGUGGCACUGAGUUGUCCCUGUGCUUGCCAUAGACUGUCCAAAUAUGCUGCUGAUAAUAUUACACAACUACUCAGUCCUGCACUUGGUGCUUACCAGAGACAGGAUCCAUUUCAGCACCUUUCUUGCAGUGGGGAGGAACUGGGAUGUGCUGGUGCCCAGAGCAAUUCCUUCUUCUUCUGUAUUCCUCUUUAGGCCUGCCCUUAUUUCUUCUUUUGUCAAUUUUUUUUAGUCAAACUCCACAAACUGCCUCAGCACAGCAAUAAUUCCUGGAGUGUCUCCAGCGUGUGUUGCUGCACUUUUUUUUUCCACUGUGAAUACAGCACAGGGACUUUCAAAUAUCUGCUACAAAUGAAUAAAAUAAGAGGAACUUGAAGACCUGAGACUCCCACUGCACUUUCUUGUGGAAUCCUGCUGUGAUUACUGGUUGAUGAAAAGGCAUCUUGUAACAUUGCUGAUACAUAGUGUGAAAGCAAGUUCACUGCCGUGGGGAGCACAUUCCCUACAUUCUGUUGAAGGUCUAGGAUCAGUUGGCAGUUAUUCCCUAACAAGGAUGGAUCCUGUUUUGGGGCCAUGAAGAGAACAGGCUUGAAAAAUCCACAGAGAUCUUUUUCCUUUGUGUUUUUUUGUCCAUGAGCAUAUAAUUUGCACUGUAAUUCCUUAAUUCUCUGCUGCCUUUCCCUUCUCUCCUUCCUGCUUUACCUGCAAGCAAACUUGGACAGUUUGGCUGUGGAAAAUGAAAAUAGUACUGGAGAAGUACAGGUGAAGAAGAGGGAGAUGAUUCUUGUGCUGUUGGCUGCUGCACAGUGUUCUUUCUUAAAGACAGGAAUGUAGUGAAACAGCCAGUACAUUGGAAAAGAAUGCUGGCUGCUUCUGUUGUUUGGGGGUAGGGGAGUUGGCUUUUUUUCUGUGUUGAGGAACCAGUAGAAGCUCAGGGAUUUCAUCAGCUUAUUUUUAUUGACCUUUUGUCUUCCUUAAAUGACAGUUUACAGCUCCACAGAGCUGGUCACAGAGAGCUUCCAGUUGUGUUUGUGUAAGUGCUGCAGCCACUGGUUUGUGUAGAUGUGAGCCUGUGGGGUGGGACCACAGCCUGGGAUGUGUGGGCAGGCUCACCCGGCACCUUACUGUAAAUACUGUGGGCUGGGCCGUUCAUCUCCAGGUCAGAUCAAGGAGAGGGCCUUCAGUUCCAUUUUAUGUGUAACAAAGUCAAACUUGCAAAGAUGUUGGAAGCUGCAAGACAAGUUCCCUGUGCUAGAAGGUUAUCCCUCUGCCUCUGGACAUGGUGAGCAGCAGCUGUCCCAUUCAGAUUGAGCAUGCCACCACUUCAGCUGCCAGGAUAAUUUUAUUUGCUGAAGUCUGGGGCUUGCACAAUGUGAUCCUGUUUGUCUUAAAUGGGACUGAGACGAUCUCAACUUAACUUUAUAUUUUUCUGUAUUUUGUUCCUAUAUUUUUAUACUGUAAAAAUAAAGUGUUUAUAAUUAUCAAAUAUAAGUGGUGCUGCUCUACUUUGAAAACAGGUCUCAGUGACAUUCACUGCAUGCCUUAUGAACAUUACCAAGGGUUCCUUUAUGCAGGUGAACCUUCCCUUGCUUUGUAUUAUUUCCAGGUCACACUGAACUUCAGGCUGAAAUAAUGAAGGUAUUUAGUGAAUGAGUCCUCACUGCACCAUCCUGAUCCGGCCAGGUGAGGGGAAGGAAAAGGGUUGAUCAAGGUCAGGCUAUACACAUGGGAUGUCUUUUAAAUGAAAAUAGCUUACUGACAUGAGAAUUUUUGGCAUUUUAACAAUGACCAGGAACUAAGGGUUGGUAGAAUGAUAUUGUGAGAAGGUCUCUGGUAACAGCUAAACCAGAAGGAGCAGGAUGCUCUCUGCCAUAUUAGUACAAUGAGCUUCUUGUUCUCAGCUAUUUUGAGGUAUCAUUUAUGUUCUGUCAAUUCCAACCCCCCCCCCCCCAUCUUACCACAAGAAAUUUGGAAAGCUUU